Phacochoerus africanus (Common warthog) is the source of this 850-nucleotide messenger RNA. RefSeq names its product coiled-coil domain containing 192 (gene CCDC192). The record is from RefSeq and is a predicted model, not a curated record. The transcript has 7 exons. NCBI's taxonomy places the organism in Eukaryota, Metazoa, Chordata, Mammalia, Artiodactyla, Suidae.
AUGGCUCUUUCCCUCCAAGGACUGGGGGGGCAGGAGGGCAAGUCGGAGAGCGGCCGAGACCUCUGGGGUAAAGGUGCUGAAGACAGGCUCUGCAUUCUUCACAGUGUGAAAGAGUCCCUGGAAGCCAGACAGGUGGUGUUUACUUUGGCAUAACUCGAGGCCUUGGAGGUUUGCCUGAAGGAAGCAGAAGAAAAGGUUAAAGUCUUAUCCGAACAGCUUGCCACCUCUGAAAGAACAAACUCAAAACUGCUUGAGUAAGUUUCCUGGUUGGAGGGAAAAAUAGAGGCUCUGAAUCACAAGGAAGACAAUGGGGAACUGAGCAAAAAAAUGGUUCUUGCAAAAGCCCAGUUCAUUGAGAAAUUACAAGCCGAAGUGAAAGCUUCCCAGGAGCAACUUGAAGCCCAUAAACUAAAACACAAAAGGAAACUGAAAAGGCUACCAACUGAUUUGGCAACAGCUAAGCAAGAGGCUGCCAUCACGGUCUUGGAACUCAAUGAGAAGAUAAAGGCUCUAUGUGAAGGAAAGCCAGUCCCUAGAGAAGACAGCUUGCUAGAAGAGCCCUAUGGUGGUCUCCCGCAUGUGGAAGGCGGUGACCGAAAAUUGAGCCUGAUUAUGGAGUUGUCCACCCAGGUUUCCCUUCAGGCUGAGAAGAUCACUCUGCUAGAAGAAAUUUUAGAGGAAAGGGAAAGGAAGAUUCAGCAGCUGGAAGCUGAGCAUGACCCCCAUUCUCUCCUGGAGGUCAAAGACUCUCCAGAAUGUUUACAAGAAGCCCCAAUUUUCAUUAAUGAUACUGUCACUCCUGUGGUCUAUGAUAAGGAUAUGUAAAGAUUCCCAGUAAGAAAACAACCAA